AAAUAACCCACAUUGCUCUGCAAAACAUUCUAUCGCCAUAUAAUUUAAGAAACUUACAUGAUGUUUUCUUUGAUGUCUAGAAAUGAAUUACUGGUUAUACAUAUUAUAACAACUUGGGCGGGCUUUAAGAGCGGGUUGCUUUUGGAUUUGCUGUAUUCGUACGGUGUCUGGUGCUGUAUUCAGUAGGGCUAGCGAACUAGUUUGAAGUUCUGUAUAUUACCUUACCCGUGAUAAUAACUUUUCUGAUGGUCUUAGCUCAGCGUCAAAAAGAGGAGCUGAAUAGGGCUAUUGCUGAUUAUUUAUUUGCUAAUGGAUACAUAAAGGCUUUAGAUGCCUUCAAAGAAGAGUCGCAACUGGCAGGAGAAAAUGACCGAAAGUAUGACGGCCUUCUGGAAAAGAAGUGGACUUCAGUUAUCAGGCUUCAGAAAAAGGUUAUGGAUUUAGAAGCCAAACUUAACGAGGCCGAGAAGGAGUUUCAGUCAAUGCAAAAUGCUGUUGGUUUUGGUAUAGCGGGUGCCGCACCUGGGAGCGGCCUUUCAGAUAGAGGUGAUCGACGUGAUGUUGAUGCUAUUCCAAGACCUCCAGCCAAGUUUACACUGACAGGUCAUCGUUCUCCAGUAACUCGUGUACUCUUUCAUCCGCACUACAAUGUUUUUGUAUCGGCAAGUGAAGAUGCCUCAAUCAAAGUUUGGGAUUAUGAAACUGGGGAGUUUGAACAUACUUUAAAAGGCCAUACAGAUUCGGUGCAAGACGUAGCCUUUGACCCUUCAGGAAAGCUUUUGGCUUCGUGUUCCGCUGACAUGCAAGUUAAAUUAUGGGAUUUUACAAUCUAUCAAUGCAUCAAAACUUUGACUGGUCAUGAUCAUAAUGUAUCCAGUGUAGCAUUUCUACCUUCUGGUGACUUCUUAGUCAGUGCUAGUAGAGAUAAAACAAUAAAAAUGUGGGAGGUGUCUACAGGAUAUUGUACAAAGACUUUCAUCGGUCAUACCGAUUGGAUUCGGUCAGUUCGUCCAAGUCCAGAAGGGAACCUACUAGCCAGUUGUUCCAACGAUCAUACUAUUCGAAUUUGGUCUGUAGAAUCUCGUGAAUGUCAGAUAGUUCUUCAUGGUCAUGAUCAUGUAGUUGAAUGUAUCGCUUGGGCUUCUCAUCCACAAAGUGUAUUAGCAAUAACUAGUUCUGUGCCUGAGAGUGCCGAUUCUUCCGGAACUACUGCCGACGGAUUUGUCAAUAACACAACCAAUGGAAUUUCGAUAGAUUUGAAUUCUUUACCUUCUAGUAUGAAUUCGUGUUUGUUACUUGUAUCUGGUUCACGCGAUAGGACUAUUCGUUUUUGGGAUGUAAAUACUGGUAUAGGCUUAUUUGAGCUUAUCGGUCAUGAUAAUUGGGUCAGACAACUUGUAUUUCACCCUCAUGGUAGACUUUUAUUAUCUGCCUCUGACGACAAAACAAUUCGAGUUUGGGAUUUGAAAAAUCGGCGAUGUCACAAGACGUUAAAUGCCCAUUCACAUUUCGUUACCUCUUUAGAUGUUAAUCGCCUAGCUCCGUAUGCUGUAACGGGAAGUGUUGACCAAACAAUUCAUAUAUGGGAUUGUCGAUAAACAGUCAACACUAUCAUAUGGACUAACUUUUCAUGUAUUUACUGAAGUAGGCAAAACAUGGGGUGUUGAAUGUUGAUUUUCUUGUGUGUGCGUGUGUGUGUGUUACCGUGGUUGAUUGGGUUCUUGAAUUUUUCAAUUGACAUCUUAAAAUAUGGAAAUUCAUCUCUUUACGUAAAUACAGGAGUGGAAAAUCAUUUUGAUUUGUAUUUAGGAUUUGUAUCCCCACAUUAUUAAACUAUUAUUAUUGCUCUCAAUCAACUAUAACUCAGAAUCUCAUCCAAAUGUGUUUUGUGUUCAGUUCGCGCUUCUGUCACUAUCUACAUACAUAGAUAUGAUAAAGCAUAUUCAUUUUUACAACCAAAUUAUGGCUGACCGGUUGUCUUUUUGUUAUUAUUAUUUUUGUUUUCCUUCACAUUCAUUUUCAGAUGAAAAAAAACAUCAAAUUCUUUUGUAUAUGAAUCUGAUCAGUUUUGCAUCUUUUGUUUCUUUAUGUAUACUUCAGUGGCUUGUUUUUAUUUUUUUGUUCAUGCUUAUAUUAUCGCGUACGUUGAAUUGUUGAUGUUUUAUGCAUUCUUUUGGCUAAGUUGAAUCUUACUCAGUUUUCGUCAUGUUUACUGCUAAUAGUAGUACUGCUGCGACAAUAAACACACCUACCAACUAAUAAUAAAAACCAGUCGCACUGCUUUGUGGAGUCAGACUUGAUACAUUUAACCUGAAAGGAGAAAACUUGUGAUAUGUUAAUCUGUUCAAAGUUUAUGUAAUUUUCUUUCGCUUAUAUUCACAGUGAAAGUAUGAGAAUUUUGUUUAUCCUAUUUUACUUAUGAAUAUUUCACAUAUGCACUGGAUACAUGCCAAUUUAGCUUGUAGGAGGUAUUUUUUCUGAUGCAAACGACAUAUACUACUGACAGUGUUCCUCAUUUCUUUGCUUUUUUGUGUUAACGUGUAUAGCUAAAAUUGUAUCAUCAGGCGCUUUUAGAUGUCUUCCCAGAUCAUUGGUUGAAAGAGGUACUGAUAUUUACCCUGAAAAUAUACUUAGUUCUUGUAAUCUUAUGAUUUCACUAAAGAUUUAAUGUGUCAAUAAAAUUUCCAUUCAUUUGGUUUAUUGUCAUCACCUAUCAAAAGCUAACUACUCGAUGUUGAUCGUUUGGAAUAACAAAUCUUUGAAUUCAGAAACCUGAAAUUGCAUAUAAUUUCUAUGAAUAUUUAAUUACCAUAUAGUAAUACAGUGUGACUUAUUGUCAAUUCUUA
Messenger RNA from Schistosoma turkestanicum, 2846 nucleotides. The record is from the annotation of a GenBank genome assembly. Lineage: Eukaryota; Metazoa; Platyhelminthes; Trematoda; Strigeidida; Schistosomatidae.